Mesorhabditis spiculigera is the source of this 309-nucleotide messenger RNA. Lineage: Eukaryota; Metazoa; Nematoda; Chromadorea; Rhabditida; Rhabditidae. The record is from the annotation of a GenBank genome assembly.
AUGCCGACGAUCAACUGUUAUUUAAUCGAAAUGUACCACGAGGAUGAGUAUCGCUGUACAGGGGAACUAUGCGUCAUCAUUCUUUCCGAUGAAUCUAUAGGGCCAGAGGAUCUAACCUUUCCGCGUCAUGGCUGCUAUCUUCAAGACUCGACGUAUGCUACGGGUCGCGUCGAGGCCGGAAUCUACGUGUACAACAACACGUACAAAUACAUAUUUUGCGCCGAAGAUCUCUCCGUAUGUCUAUCCGGAGGCCACGACUACGACUAUGGCUACUACUACAUCCGCUACUAUGGCCACUACGACCGCUGC